GUCCAUUGAUUUGUAGAGCACUAUCGCAGGCUCUGUUCCCAAUGACGGCAGACAGCUGCCCAACUCGUUUCGAGCCUACAAUCCGGUCGACGGCUGAUCCUGCUAUUGCUGCUCGGCCAUUAUCGAAAAAACGAGUGAAUAGACUGAGAUCGCUUCCGAUGAUGCUGGUCAUGAUUCAAAGCGCUGGCAUCAAGAAGGCGUAAAGAACGAGUGGGGAAGUCGUGAAGCUGUUAGGCUGGAUUGGGCUUCAUAUGAAGCCUGGCCGACCCGCUCGGCUCAUACUCGUGCCGGAUGGGCGACGAUGCUUGAUUUCAGUACCCGUGAUUUCGAAAGUAGAAGUACAAGUACAUUGUUAUUGGCUUGUCCACAAGUACGAUAGGAUUCGCGAUUUGCCGCGUCGCAGCCGGUCAGUCGAGAGGGGCAUAGCGUGUGGACAAGGACGAGUAGAAUCCCUGACGUGUCUUGUCGCCCUGAUGAUGGUGAUGUGGAUGACGAUCAUGUUCGAGUUCCGGACCUGCCCCACUUCCUUCCUAUGCCUUGCAGUAGUACGUAGGGCUCAUGCGAACACUCAGAUGCCCUGAGCUACAUCGCAACUACACGAACCAAAUCCCUACUACGAGUACCGCAUUAAAUUAACUCGCAGGCUCAUUCACG
Molecule: messenger RNA, 654 nt
Organism: Aaosphaeria arxii CBS 175.79
Lineage: Eukaryota; Fungi; Ascomycota; Dothideomycetes; Pleosporales
Exons: 1
Coding region: 252-581 (109 amino acids)
Source: RefSeq, a predicted model, not a curated record